CCAUCUUCACCUCAAAUUUCGAUUUCAAGAUGAGGAUAAAGAAUACACUGAACCAUCUAAAUAAGUUGAUCGAUUAUAAUUCUAACUUGAACGAAGCGCAAAAGAACCGACUUCGUCAAACUCCUUUUAAAUGGGUCGUUGAUAUGACAGACCACAUAAAGGUUAGUGGACCUUUGUUAGAAGAGUUGUUGGGUAGAUGGGACUCUAUUAGUCAUGGAUUUAGAGUAGGUUGCAAGACAGUUGCAUUUGCACCGGCAGAUGUAUGUAUUGCAUUAGGAUUACAAAUCGUAGGAACAACUGUACCUGUACCUCUUAAUGAUAACAGUGAUUGUCGUGUUAAAUCAUUGUUUAAUGGAGAAGAUGUUACAAUUGAUAGUAUACUACAAAAACUUAAUGUCCUGAACACAGAACAAGACAUUGAAGAUUUUUGUAGAGUAUAUAUACUUUUUGCCUUCUUUGCAUUAUAUUUUCCUAAGAAAAGUAGAAAUGUCACUAGUGUACCAUUUAAGUUGUUGGACGACUUAAAUUUGCUUGAAACGUAUAAUUGGGGUCAAGCGGUGUAUGAAGAUUUGGUCGAAAGCAUAAACACCGCGGCUGCCAAAUACGCUCAAAGUGGAGGAGACCCGGGUAAAGAAAUAACUCUUUCGGGUUGUUCUGCCAUUUUACAGAUAUGGGUGGUUGAGAAACUACAAUUGUGUGACAUAUCAGCAAAGUGUUUUCCACGUAUUAAUAAGUGGACAACACUUCCAUAUCACGGUAACGAAAUGCAAAAUAUAUUUGCAAAUGCAAAGUUGGUUGAGGAUUUGGUUCCAACCGAAGAAGACCAACAAUUCAAUGUGUUGCUGAAGCCGUUCGACAGUCUGAAUUUAUGCAUGCAGAUGAUGUUGUCACCGGCUUUUAUGCAUGAUGAAGAUGUGUGA
Molecule: messenger RNA, 920 nt
Organism: Trifolium pratense (red clover)
Lineage: Eukaryota; Viridiplantae; Streptophyta; Magnoliopsida; Fabales; Fabaceae
Exons: 4
Coding region: 30-920 (296 amino acids)
Source: RefSeq, a predicted model, not a curated record